GUAGCCUAUCAUACACAACCCAAGCCUUGCCCUUCUCUAAGGACUUGAUCAUCAUUGGCCUGGAGGCCCUGGACGUCUUUGGGUUGGAAAAAAAUUGGAAAAGAGAGCUGAUUGCUAUCUUUGUUAAAUCACAGUUCGUUAAUAUCUUCCGCGCACGUCUACCUACCGGUCGGUAGUCAUGAAGCCCGCUGGCAGUAGGAGCAGACCUGGGUCUAGACCAAACCCGAUGGGGGGCAGCUAUACCCCAACGUCAGGAGGGGGCUGGAGCGGUGUGGGGGAGGUGGCAAACACGCCCCCGCGGGGCCAUUACCCAACAACGGAGGCAGAGGCACAGCUUCUGGAUCUGCAUCGAAAAUACCGAAUGAUGGAGGGCAACCGGAAGCAGUACAGCGAAGACAGCCAAAGCGUCAUCCGGCGCCAACGAACAAAGAUCGAGAAGCUUAAGCACGACAACAUGCUGCUGAAACAGGAGUUGGAUGCCCUGUUCAGAGGGGACAAUCCCGGCGCCAGCCACCUCGAAGCUCAGCAAGAGCUGCUCGAUCUGCAGGAUGUCGUCGACAGCCACAUCCGUCAGAUCGAUGCCGAGAAACACAAGAUCGAGCGAGUGGAGCAGUCGAUCAACAUGCUGGUGGUGAAAGCUCUGGAAACGAGGAGACAAAUCGGCGGCGUGAACGCGUGCAAGGAGAUGGUCCUGCAUGGCAACAAGCACAUCAAGGUGCUGGAGAACAGGCUGGAAAGGGCGUUGGUGAAAUUCAAUGAGACGCUGGCGUACAAUCGCAACUUGCGGAUGCAGAUAGAUAACCUGAGGAGGGAGAGAGUGGCGUUCGAGAGCCUGUACCAGAAGCUGGAGAGAGAGCUGCACGAGAAGAAGAAGGAGAUGGCCAACGUGAUAGAGAUCUCCAACAUAGCCUACGAAGCACGCGAUCAGGCGCAGAACGAGAUUGCCGCGCUGAAAGCUCAAGCGGACAGAGAGCAGCAGGCCUUCGAGUUGGAGUGGAAAGAACUGGGAAGACUCAUCGAGAUGGGGCAGAGAAUACACGACAUGAUCAAGCUCACAAGCGGGAGGACUGCGCGCAAGAAGAGGAUGGGCGAUGCGGAAGAGAGGAAGAGGAGGAGGGGGAGCCUGAAGAGAGGCCGCGGCGACCGGGGAUCGAGAAGCAGCGUGUCUGUCAACGUGCAGACCUACGAAGAGGCAUUCACGAAGAUCCAUAAGGCGACCGGCAUCGAGGAUAUCGACGAGCUAGUCACGCUGUUCAUAAACACGGAGGACAAGAACUUCUCGCUUUUCAAUUACGUGAACGAGCUGAAUCAGGAGGCGGAGAAGCUGGAAGAGGCGCUGGGCGAGACCAAAGCUGAGAUCGAAAGGUACAGGGGCCAAGGGCUCACCACGGAUCACCAGAGGAAGAAGAUCAUCACCGAGUUGGAAGAAAGACUGAGGCAGAUGGAGGAGCGGUCCCAGCACUUCGAGGGCAAAUAUUCCAAGGCCAUGCGGUCGAUCAAUGCGCUGAAAUUCCAAGUCCAGAGCUUGUUCAAUCGGAUAGGCUGCAACACUCCCUACGUGCGGGAGAUCUUGGGAGAGGGAGGUGUCACGGAAAGCAACCUGCUUCAGUACCUUGGAAUCAUCGAGCAGCGGGCCAACGAAAUACUCCUCAUGUACGCCCUUCAUCAGAACCGGGUGCAGAGCUCCAGCAUCGACUUGUCGCCCAUGCAGCAGCACCAGUUGCAGCACGUAGACCAUCGGGUCCUGAUAAACCAGGGCCCAAGUUCACCGUCGGGGGCGGCCCAGAUUGCAAUUGAGCCACCCGUCACGUCGGACGAGUACAUGUCGGAGGAAGACAGUGACGAGGAACUGGAUGAUCGACCAAUCAGCAGGAGCGAGCUCGUAGAAAAGGCAGUGCGACGAAUACAAAAGCGCGAAGCCAGUGGGAAGAUGAGGACGAACCCGAAGCUCACUCCUCGACAGGCUCGCAGGUGGCGCGACCUAUCCGAGUUUAGUUUCACCACUGAGCACAUCAAGGGUGAGACUAAUCGGGUCGCCGAUGCCCUAUCCCGGCGCCCCGACGACGACCAGGAGCACAUCCAGCUCUCUUCCAUCUCGGUCAACACCAUCCACCACUCGGUGAUCGACGAGUUUCGCACUCAGUACCACCACUGCCCCGACUAUCGCGACAUCCACGCGACCCUUCGGAGUGGCAAGACCGUUCCGAACUACUCUCUCGGGGACAACGGUCUUGUGUACUGGCACGGUUCACAGGGCACAGGAGAGCCCCGUAUUCGUGUUCCCUCCACUGGACAGCUACGUGUCCGAGCAGUAGUAGAGUUCCAUGACCAGGCAGCUGCCGGUCAUAUGGGCUUCCACAAGACGUUGGCUCGUGUGAGCCGCCUGUACGUCUGGCCGAAGCGCAAGGACUUUGUGAAGGACUACGUCGCAGAGUGUCCCACCUGUCAGGAGGUGAACAGUGCGAACCACCUACCUUAUGGUUUGCUCCAGCCUCUUCCUAUCCCUGAGGGUCAUUGGCAGUCCAUCUCGAUGGACUUUAUCGGUCCUCUUCGACCUCCAACCCCCCGCGGUCAUGAUGCUAUCCUGGUCGUCGUCAACCGCUUCACGAAGCGUGCACGCUUUGUUCCGUGCCGCUAUGCCAUUAGUGCACGUGAGGUCGCCGACAUCGUAUUUGACCGAGUCGUGCGUGACCACGGCUUACCUCURAGCAUCAUAUMUGACCGUGACCCGCGCUUUAYCAGCCGAUUCUGGCGACGGCUCCAUGAGGUGUACGGCACUCAGCUCCGCUUCUCUUCGUCUUACUAUCCUCAGACUGAUGGGUUGACCGAGAUCACGAACAGGACUCUCGGGGAUAUUCUCCGAAAGAUUGUUCGUGACGACCAGCAGUGGGAUCUCCAUCUUGCCCACGCGGAGAUAGCCUACAACCACGCCGUCUCGCCAGCCACGGGGAUGUCGCCUUACUAUUGCGACCUCGGCUAUCACCCGCGUGUUCCCGCGGACUUCCUUCGACCGUCCCAGAUGCACCCCGACACGAGUUGUCCCGCGCUGGAUGAUUGGGUUGCACACAUGACGUCGAUUAUGAAGACCACACAUGAGCACAUAGCCGCUUCCCAGACUCGCAUGGUAGCACGUGCGAACCGAUCGAGGAUGGAUCACCCAUUCAAGGUCGGUGAUGAUGUGCGUAUCGACGCCCACCACUUACAGCUCAAAGCGGACACGCUUCGCAAGUUUCGGCGUCGCUUCUUUGGCCCAUGCCGCAUCCUCCAGGCCGUCGGUUCUGAUACGACAUCUAGCCCGGUCAGCUUUCGUGUGAAGCUGCCCGACUACCUACGCCAGGCUCGUGUACAUGAUGUCUACCACGUCUCGUUACUGCGUCCUUACGGCAGACCGUCUGAGCGUUUCGCUGGACGACCAUACGAGCGCCCUCCACCCAUCAUGGUGGACGGCCACGAGGAGUUCCUCGUUUCAGACACCAUUGGUCGCCGAGUCACCGAUGACAACCCUCCCCACGUCGAGUAUCUCGUACGUUGGAAGGGUUACCCUGAUGAGGAGGCUACCUGGGAGCCCCUCGAGCACUUGCAACACGCUCGCACGUUGGUGCGUGCCUAUGACCGUGCUCGUCGUGCUGGGUUCACUGCUCCUCCUCAGCCCACUGACCCUCCUCCUUCUCCUCCGGCUGAGGAGACAGUUGAAGUCGUGCCUGCUCCAUCUGAGGCAGACCUUCAGCAGCAGCCGAAUGUCUCUGAGCGUCCACAGAAGGGUGAUGACGGCGACUGCGGCGGAGUCACCCCCGGUGAUAGAGAGGAUCAUAGCGCGGUACUCCAGGAGGAUGAUGACGAUGGUGAGGUGAAGGAAGUUACAUCAAUGAGCGAGAAGAAGAAGGCAAUCAAGAGUCGUGGGAGGUCGAAGGCGAGGGAGCGAGGGGGGGAUGUGGAUGGCGAUGGUGGGGGAGGGAGCAUGUGGCAGAACUGGGGUUUGGACGAUUCACUCGUCCUUGUUCACUGCAAGAGGAACCUUAACGAUUACAUGGCGAGCCAGGGCAACAACUUUGUGCGAAUGAAGACGAAAACCUGGAAAUGGAACGAAGCCGCCGAAGCGGAUGUGCCAGCAGGGGGUUACGAAUAGAGAUGGGGAUUUGUGCAUAAAAAGAUGUUGGCCUGUAGUCCUUUUUCCUACUGACAUCGAAGAAACACAAAGAGCUGGGGUACAAGUUCACAAUGGAUCGA
Molecule: messenger RNA, 4227 nt
Organism: Chara braunii
Lineage: Eukaryota; Viridiplantae; Streptophyta; Charophyceae; Charales; Characeae
Source: the annotation of a GenBank genome assembly